UAAUAAUUGGGGGGUCUCCAGCUCUGCCUGUGUCACAUGGAAGCGCGGUAGCCGAGCUGAGGGGAUGCGAGCCGAGAUGGAGGGGGUUUAAGGGACCGAGGAGCUGAAACCUGGCAGUCGGAGAUAAUUUUGGAGUCGCAUCAUCAUCAUCAUCAGCAGCAGCAGCAGCAUCAGAUCAGGAUAAGGAUAAAGGGGGGGACGCGGACUCGCAGGUUGAGCUCUUCCCAGCCUCCCCUCUUGGCUGGGGGUGCGCGGACAGGAUGCCACAUGAAGUGCGCUGCAUCCCCGCUCUGUGAAGCCCGUGAAGAAGGUCUGGCGGUGAUUAUGCUCGCAGGGAGCUUGAGUCAGUCCGAGGGGAAGCAGAACCUGAAGGAAGCGACCGGAGCCGAUGCUGCGCCUCUCCAAACCUCUGAGCUGAAUCCCAGUGAGACCGUGGCACUUCGCUGCGUGCAUGAGUGUAAGGGUGUAAGUGUGUGUGUGUGUGAGAGCAAGUGAGCGCCAGCGCUCCCACAUGGCCUCCAUGCAGGACGGGCUGAACUUCACGGCUCCUCCCUACGGCAAGGUCCUGCUGCUGGGCGCUAUCGCUGCUGCCUCAGCCUUUGUUGUUACCAUCCUUAUUGUGGUGCUCUGCGUGGGCUGCCAGAGGAAGGGGAAGACGCACAAUGUGCCCGGUGAAGGUGGAAAACACCGCCUCAUGGACAUGGGUAUACUCAAGCAGUCAAAGCUGCGGUCCAUCAGUAAAUCUGACAAACGUCCAGCCAGCAUGGACCUUCUGCCGCAGCCCAGCCGCUGGUCUAACUCUGACCUUCGUUCUCAAGGCAGGCAGCUUCCCCAGAUCCCCUCUGGGACUGGAGAGGACAGCGAGCACACUUAUUCAGAAGUGGGCCAACGUUCCUCCACUGCACGUACUGACGAUGCCCUCUACGCCAUGGUAGGCAGGGCCGGGCAGACGGACACUCCGGCCCCUCCGGCCGUUCCCGCCAACACCCCGGCGCCCCCGGACCCGGACGGCGAGGUGGAGGGAUCGCUGCCCGAACCCGAGGCCCCGGUCAUGUCUCCCCCACACSCUCCGGAGACGGCGGAGUACGCCUGCGUCAGGAAGCUGAGGAAGGCUGAAAAGGCGCCUCAGAAGAGGGACAGUGGGACGGAUAUGGCAGAGCCGCCCGCCCCACCUCCACGCCACGGGCCACCGUCGCAUCCCGCCCCCCCGCCGCCUCACCCCCACAGCACAAAGUUGCCUCGUAGAAACAUUGAGGCCUUCAAUGUCCCAUCAUUCCCAAAGGAAGUGAUGUUUAUGGGCAAUGGAGAGCAGUACAUCUGGAAGCCUCCGGAGGAUGAUGACGUGCUGAUGCUCCAGAAUAAAGCACUGGGUCCUCUGGGAGCCCAUUUAGUGGAGAAUAUACAACCGUCUGCCGCAGUGGUGGCUGAGAUGUACUCCAAAGUGUGCAAACCUGGAAAGAAGAAGAGAGCGAUGCCGGGUUCUCCCCCGGCGAACCUCGGCUUCCGGACCUUGGGUCGAGGCGACCGGGACCGAGACGGUGGAUUCAGCGUUGUGGUCAAACCGCAGACAUGGGCCCCUCAAGAGGGCAAAGCGGUCGGAGGCUCCCUGGACGACCACUGCUACGAGUCCAUCGGCACAGAGGAGUGCGACCCGGCGUACGACAACAUGGAAGGCGGGGGCGCCUGGAAGCGCGAGCGGCCUCCGAACACAUGUGCCACGCUGCGGCCGAGGAGGAAGAAAGCCCAGCAGCCCCUGCAGCAGCAGCACCCUCCGCCGCCGCCGCCCACGCAGCAGACGCCCAAGUUACAACACCUUCCUGCCAAAGCCCUGCUGCUGCCGGGGGAGAACCUGUACGAGAGCAUCGGCGACCUGAAGCAGGGCUCCGCCACCUCCAGCACCACCACCAUCUUCACCUUCAACGACGGCAUGGAGAUGUACGUUACAGGGCUCUGAGGCAGCGGCUGCACUGUGACCCCCUCUGAGCUGACACUGCUGGGUCCCAUCAUGCCCACCACACAUACUGUUUACAUUAACGUCACGACAUCAGGCCUUUCACAGGCGCCACGCUGCAAAAACAUCACAUAUUACCAAGUACUUUGCUCCAGUUUCUAGUGCAAAUGUCUUAGUACACUUGAAAUUAGGCAAAACAAAAUUAAAAGUAACUUUUCAGCAAGAUAUAKGAGCUUGUUUUAGUCAAUAAUUGCUUUAGGGUGACCUGCUAUGCUUCCUUGAACAGGUUAGGAGAUAUUUCUGGGCUUUKCAAAUUCAAAUUCAGAAACACUUUAUUCAUCCCAAAUUAAAUGUUGUUAUAAUUCAUUAAUUAAAAUUUUGCAAAGAAUUGCUGUAGAUGGUGAUGACUGUUGGCAGGGAAGGUCUCUUGUAGCAGUCUGUGUUACAGCAAAUCUGAAGAAGCCUCUGACUAAAGACACUGGUGUCAUGAAGAGGAUGGCCA
This is a messenger RNA of Poecilia reticulata (guppy), 2453 nucleotides long. RefSeq lists its product as uncharacterized. Lineage: Eukaryota; Metazoa; Chordata; Actinopteri; Cyprinodontiformes; Poeciliidae. Gene Ontology annotation, biological process: negative regulation of T cell activation; intracellular signal transduction; T cell receptor signaling pathway. Gene Ontology annotation, cellular component: membrane raft; plasma membrane. The record is from RefSeq and is a predicted model, not a curated record.